Molecule: messenger RNA, 4603 nt
Organism: Betta splendens (Siamese fighting fish)
Lineage: Eukaryota; Metazoa; Chordata; Actinopteri; Anabantiformes; Osphronemidae
Gene: sec24b
Product: SEC24 homolog B, COPII coat complex component
Biological process (GO): endoplasmic reticulum to Golgi vesicle-mediated transport; COPII-coated vesicle cargo loading; intracellular protein transport
Cellular component (GO): COPII vesicle coat; endoplasmic reticulum exit site
Molecular function (GO): SNARE binding; zinc ion binding
Source: RefSeq, a predicted model, not a curated record
AGCGCGGAGUCCAUUCAAUCGUCCGCGUUCAGCCUCACUGGAGGCUUCAUCUCUCAGCCGAGCGGACCUGGUCCGUCUGCCGGGUCUUCACUGGCCAGUAGCGCCUUUACUGCUUCUUCUGGGGGUGGCGGGUAACCCGGUUUUUGGGCCGUGACGCUCAUGUGCGUUUGACGGGAGUGCCGAGCGAUGUCUGCGCCGGGCUUCACGAACCUGAACAGCUCCAUCGGCUACAGCCAGAACUCCACGCCGAACGGUGGAGCUGCGCCCCCGUAUCAGAACGGUCCCGCGCAGACCUAUUCAUCCAUUUAUCCACCUGCGGGCUACCAUGCAGCUCCACCACAGCCACAGGGCUACCCCACCAUCCCUGCCCAGCCCCCUCCUGUUUCCAGCAAAGCACCCGCUGUGAACAGUUCCCACAGCGCUAACUACUACCAGAAAAACCACCACCAUCAUCAUCAUCAACAGCAGCAUCAGCACAUCCCUCAGCAUCAUGUAGCUCCCUCCCCAUAUAGUGCUACCCUAAGCUCUGCCCCUCCUUCUCAGCCAUAUGCCACCCAUCCCUUGUCGGCACCCCCUCCGUCAAACACCCAGUACAGCCAACAGCCGUUUCAGCAGCAGCAGCAGCAUCUGUCUUACGCUACUCCAGCAUCCUACUAUGGACAACAGUCCUACCACGCUCCUCCAGCCCAUCCUCCCCAGCAGCAGCAACCCACAUUAGUUCCUGCGCCCUCAAGUGGCCCAGGAGCUCCCAUCUACCCCAUUAUCUCAUACCCAUCUGCACCAGGAAGCAGCCAGUAUGGCACCCUUAGUUCCUCCCAGAGCACCUCAUCGCCGGGACUCAAGCCCACCCAGAUGGGUGUCCCCCUACACCAGUACAGCACCACUCGGUCGGUCUCCACCACAGAAGGGCAGCCUGGGUACAAUGUGGCUCCUUCUAGUCAGAUGGCACAGACAAUGAAUGGUCAAGGAAGCACAGCCCAGACCAAUGUUCACCAACAGUAUGACCAAAGCCACCAGCCUUCUGUGAACUACAACAGCUAUGACAGAAUCCCUCACACCAGUAGUGCUGCAGAUGUAGACCAACCGCCUUCAGGAUCCCCUUCCACUUCAGUCCAUUCCUCACCAAGCCAUCAUCAAGGCUUGCAGUAUGGAUACGCUGCUAAUAGUGGAGCCAGCUCUGCCUCUGCCACCACCUCAGGCCCAACAGCAGCUCCCUCGUCAUCCAGCUCUGAGGACGAUGAUGAGGAAGAGGAAGAUGAUGACGAAGAAGCAGGUGGUGACACGUCAUCGUCAACUACUGGCAGUGCCUCUCCAGUGCCCAACAGCUUUGAUUCCCUUGAAGGCGGCAGCUAUCCAGAUUCCAUGCCACCUUCCAGUGAUAUGAGCAGCCCGUCUCAGCCGUACGCUGGCUAUGGGUACCCCAGCAUGCAGCCAGGCUAUCAGCACGGACCGGCCAAGGCAGACCUGUCUCCAGGUUGCAACCUGUACAGCCAGCCAAGCUACCAGCAGUACUCCCAGCCAUUCCCGAACUUGUCCCAACUGUCUGCAGCCCUGGGGGGGCUGAGUGGGGUUCCAGAGUUAGAAGUGGAAGCUCUGAGGCCAGUUAACCUGCUGCAGGAGAGGAACCUGCUACCACCCAGGCCCCUGGAGGCCCCUGAGCCUAACCUCAGCCCUGAGCUGAAGAACGUCAACUGCAGUCCACAGACGUUUAGGUGUACCCUCAGCAGCAUUCCCCAGACCCAGGCUCUGCUCAACAAGGCUCGACUCCCGCUGGGGCUGCUCCUCCACCCUUUCAGAGACCUACAGCAGCUUCCAGUGAUCACGUCAAACACGAUCGUGCGCUGCCGCUCCUGUCGCACCUACAUCAAUCCAUUCGUCACCUUCCUGGACCAGCGCAGGUGGAAGUGCAACCUGUGUUACCGGGUCAACGAUGUUCCAGAUGAGUUUAUGUACAACCCAGUCACACGGUCGUACGGCGAGCCUCAUAAAAGACCAGAGGUCCAAAACUCCACCGUGGAGUUCAUUGCCUCCUCGGACUACAUGUUGCGGCCUCCACAACCUGCUGUCUACCUGUUCGUGCUCGGGUCUUACAACGCUGUCGAAGCAGGUUACCUAAAGUACUUUUGUGAAUCGCUUCUGGAGAACCUGGAGAAGUUGCCCGGGGACACGCGCAUGAGAGUGGGCUUCCUCACCUUUGACAGCACCAUCCACUUCUACAACCUGCAGGAGGGACUGUCCCAACCACAGAUGCUAGUGGUGUCCGACAUAGACGAUGUCUUCAUACCAUCUCACGACAGUUUGAUGGUGAACCUAAAGGAAAGCAAGGAGCUGGUGAAGGACCUGCUGACCUCGCUGCCUGCCAUGUUCAGUCAGAGCAGGGAGACGCACAGUGCCCUCGGCCCGGCCUUACAGGCUGCUUUCAAGCUCAUGUCGCCCACCGGGGGACGCGUCACGGUGUUUCAGACGCAGCUGCCCACAGUGGGUGCUGGUAUGCUGCAGUCGAGGGAAGACCCCAACCAGCGCUCCAGCACAAAGGGAGUGCAGCACCUCGGCCCAGCCACAGAUUUCUAUAAGAAACUCGCCCUGGACUGUUCAGGACAACAGAUCGGUGUGGACCUGUUCCUGCUCAGCUCCCAGUACACUGACCUUGCCUCACUGGCGUGUAUAUCCAAGUACUCUGCCGGCAGCAUCUUUUACUACCCAUCCUUUCAUUACAUUCACAACCCGGCGCAGCUGGAGAAGUUCCAGAAAGAUCUUGAGCGAUACCUCACCAGGAAGAUUGGCUUCGAGGCCGUCAUGAGAAUACGAUGUACUAAAGGUCUGUCCAUUCAUACAUUCCAUGGGAACUUCUUUGUGCGAUCCACUGACCUGCUGUCCCUGGCUAAUGUGAACCCAGACUCUGGCUUUGCUGUCCAGAUGUCAAUUGAUGACUCUUUGGCCGACUCCUCUCUCGCCUGCUUCCAGGCUGCUUUGCUUUACACGUCCAGUAAAGGAAAAAGGCGUAUCAGAGUCCACACUCUGUGUCUGCCUGUUGUCAACCAGCUAAGUGACGUGUACGCUGGAGCUGAUGUUCAGGCCAUCACUUGUCUGCUGGCCAACAUGGCCAUCGACCGCUCUGUUUCAUCCAGCCUAUCGGAUGCUCGAGAUGCCCUGCUGAACGCAGUGGUGGAUUUGGUGACUGCCUAUAAGAGCAACGUGUCAAACCUGCAGCAGUCCGGCCUCGUUGUCCCUGCAUCCAUGCGCUUUCCUCUUUACAUCCAUGCUCUCCUAAAACAGAAAGCUUUGCGGACCGGCACCAGCACACGUCUGGAUGAGCGGGUCUUUGCCAUGUGUGAGUUUAAGACGCAGCCGCUACAGCAGCUGAUGAGAAUGGUUCAUCCCGACCUGUACCGGCUGGACACCAUGUCAGACCAGGGGGCGCUCCAUUUGAACGACACUGUGGUGCCACAGCCUCAUCUGCUCCAUCUGUCUGCUGAGAGGCUGAGCAGAGAUGGAGCCUUCCUCAUGGACUGUGGCAAUGUGUUUUACCUCUGGAUCGGCAAAUGCUGCAGAAUGUUCAUCCGAGACGUGUUGGGCUGCCCCCACUACGCCUCCAUCCCACCCAACAUGAGUCACAUUCCUGAGCUGGAGACUCCUCUCUCCGAGAGGGUGCGAGCGUUUCUCGACUGGCUGGAGGACAACCGGGCGUUCAGCUCCACCAUACACAUUGUCAAGGACGAUGCUUCAGCUAAAGCCACUUUCUUCCAGCACCUGGUGGAAGAUCGGUCUGAGUCGGCGUCUUCAUAUUAUGAAUUCCUGCAGCACAUUCAGCAGCAAGUAACCAAGUAGACGACCCGUACCCCCAGAGAGACUGACCGUUGAGAGACCUGGGCCCGUAGAGCCAGGACUAGGGUGAGCCAGAGAUGGACACUCAUCGCUCCCUGUGAUCCGUUUCAGUGAGGUGGGUGACCUCCCAUUCUUCUGAAACUGCCAUCAAAACAAAUCCACCACAAAGCUUUUGGUCAGUCGCGGUUUGACCACGGUACGGGACGAGGGACCGCUGUAGAAUCACUGGACUGGAUGAAGGAUCAGUGAUUUGCUUCGCCGCUGCCUCUUAACCACCGUCGAACCUCAUCAGACUCCAUCGGCGGUGAGAAAAGAGGCGGAAAGAAAGUCGAGCUAUGAAGAUGCCACUUCAUGUUUUUAGUUGAAUUAGUUUUGAGCCUCACAUGUAGCCGGUCGGUUUUUAUUUAUUUUAUUCCUUCACUUCCUUGUUUUGAAUGUUGAAUACACUGGAGCACAUACAGUCGGCCAGCUGUCGUUCUUUUGUCUUGUUUUUUUUUGGCAUGUGCUUGAAACACAGAAUGCACGUCACGUUUUGUUUGCUGCUAGAAAGAUGACGAACGCGAUUCAAAACCUGUGGGUUCCUUAUUAACGGCUCCACUCUCCCGAUUUAAGAUCGCAGGUUAUAAAAAAUGCCCCAAGGUAUAAAACGUCACUGUCUCUUAUCUCUUAUUUUCCCCACAUCCGCUAACUCGACUUGCUAUCCAUUUUGUAACUAUUAACAGAAUCUUUUAUGUGCGAUAAUUUAUGAACCAGCUUAUUAAAUAAAAACAAAAACAGA